This is a messenger RNA of Austrofundulus limnaeus, 244 nucleotides long. RefSeq names its product centrosomal protein of 83 kDa. The record is from RefSeq and is a predicted model, not a curated record. Lineage: Eukaryota; Metazoa; Chordata; Actinopteri; Cyprinodontiformes; Rivulidae.
CUCAUGGUGGACUCAGAGCCUCAUGGUGGACUCAGAGCCUCAUGGUGGACUCAGAGUCCUCUCUGUCCUCUCAGACGCUCCUGGUUCUCAGAGGAACAAGCUCAGCUCCGCAGGCAGCUGAAGGAGCUGCAGAGACGCCACGACCACUUCAGACAGCUGCUGCUGGGAGGUCAGGGGGGUCCUGUGGUCUGGACCUCCUCUCUUCACCUCCUCUGCAGGUCUGAGGGGUUCCAGCAGGACCUGG